UAGCUAUAGAACUCAAAGUGUACUUAUUUGCAAGAUAUGAAAGCAUCUCAUAAACUUGAAGAAUAAAAGAUGCAACUUUACAAGGUCAUGAAUAAGAUAUAGUUGAUAUAAGAGAGCAGAUACAUAAAGCUCAAUUCACUCAAUAUCACAUUACAUGAUAAAGAUUCAAUUUCCGAGGAUGGCAGAUACAAAUAACAUAGUGAAGUGUCCAUAUCCUGAUGUCACAAUUCCUGAAAAUCAGUCACUUGUUGAAAGAGUCUUUCAGAGAGUAAAGGAGUUUCCUGAACAUAUAGCUUUGGUAGAUGGAAUAUCAGGUACAAAGUAUACAUACAAUGAACUUGUUGAAGCAAUCCAACGAGUUGGAAGUGGCCUAACAAAACUUGGAUUCAAGAAAAAGGAUGUUCUGUGUCUCUAUAGCCCCAACUGUCCAGAAUGGGUUAUCACAUACUUUGCUGUUAUAGCCAUCGGAGGAAUUGCCACUACAGCAAAUCCAUUAUACACAGCAGGAGAGAUUCAACAUCAGAUGGAAGAUGCUGGAGCAACGUAUAUUGCAACUGUAGCUGAGUUCUUGCCUAAGGUCCAAGAGGCUGCAACAAAGUACACUGAACUUAAGAAAGUCAUAGUAUUUGGUAAUGGUAAUACCCAAGGCAGUAUAAGCUUUAAUCUCCUCAUGGAAGACAAAGGUGAUGCUUUCAAAGCAGCAAAAGUAAAUGCAAAGGAAGACAUUGCUGCUCUUCCAUACUCGAGUGGUACUACUGGGCUACCAAAAGGUGUUAUGCUCACACAUUUCAACCUAGUUGCAAACAUACAACAAUUUUGCUCACCAUAUUUCCUCAGCAGUCAUAUAGGAGACUGCUAUAUUGCAGUACUGCCAUUCUAUCACAUCUAUGGACAAAUUAAUGUCUUAGCUGGGGGACUCUGUGAUGGCGCAACUAUUGUUACAAUGCCAAGAUUUGAGCCUGAGUUAUACCUUCAUGCAAUACAACAAUACAAGGCAACAAGACUCUUUGUAGUUCCACCCAUGGCUUUAUUCCUGGCAAAGGACCCCCGCAUGGAUAAAUAUGAACUCUCUAGUGUAAAGGAAAUAUUCUGUGGGGCUGCCCCAUUGAGUAAGGAACUGCAGGAGGAAGUUACAGCAAGAUUAAAAUGCAAACUUAGACAAGGCUAUGGAAUGACUGAGCUAUCUCCAACAAGCCAUAUUUCUCCUAAGAUAGGCUGGAAAUAUGGGGCAGCAGGAAUAUGUGUACCAAACACAGAAAGUAAAGUUAUUGACUUAGACACUGGUGUUGCACUUGGUCCACAUAUGGAUGGUGAGGUGUGUGUAAGAGGCCCACAAGUUAUGAAGGGAUAUCUGAACAAUUAUGAGGCAACUGCUAACACAAUUGACGAAGAAGGUUGGCUGCAUACAGGUGAUAUAGGACACUAUGAUCACAAUGGACACUUCUAUGUGGUAGAUCGCCUCAAGGAACUUGUGAAAUACAAAGGAUUUCAGGUUGCACCAGCAGAGUUAGAAGGUUUGUUGUUAACACAUCCAGAUAUUGCUGAUUCUGCAGUCAUAGGUGUUCCAGACAUUGUAGCUGGGGAACUGCCUAAAGCAUUUAUUGUAAAGAAACCAGGUGCAACUAUAACAGGAGAACAGAUUUGUAAAUUUGUUGAAGGAUUGGUUGCUCCACAUAAAAAGCUAAGAGGUGGUGUAGAAUUCUGUCAAGAAAUACCAAAAUCACCAAGUGGGAAAAUUCUUCGAAGAAUCUUGAGACAAAUAAUUAAGGACAGGCUGAAAUCAAAACUAUAAAUGAAAUAAAGGAUUGGUUGCUCCACACAAAGAGCAAGAGGUGGUGUAGAGUUUUAAAAAAACUGACAAGGGACAAGUUGAAAUCAAAAUAUGAACAAUGUUGUGAUGUUCUUGGAUAUAUACCAUAAUUACCUACGUCACAAUUAUAUUGUUUCAAGGCCUAGACUAUGCCACAACAACAAUGUAUAACAUUAGUUUAAAUAGUUUCAUUAGUUUACCUCCAUCCUUGAGCAGAAUAUCAAGAAAGGUUAACAUAUUCAAGUUUGCCAAUAUUAUGAUGAUUUGGGUACUCUGGAAUUAUUAUAACGGAAUGAAUAUAAAUUAUAAGAGCAUGACUGGCUAAAGAAAAAGAUUUGAGACAAAAUGGCUUUUCAGAUGUAUCCAGUACAAUGUAUGCUGUAAGGCAAAUCAGUUCAAGAUUGGCAUACCAAUAGAAAUCCCUUAAAAUUGGAUAUGAAAUUAGAAA
Molecule: messenger RNA, 2258 nt
Organism: Owenia fusiformis
Lineage: Eukaryota; Metazoa; Annelida; Polychaeta; Sabellida; Oweniidae
Source: the annotation of a GenBank genome assembly